AUGGCCGUUCCCACGCUGCCCGAGUCAGCAUACUCCGCCCUCGGGCUGCCUCCCAGUGUUGUCAGGAUCCUGAUGAACCCUAAGCCACCGCCGCCGCCACCCUUGCUGGCGCCAGAGCUGCACCAGAACGAGACCGACUUUGCCCAGCGCCUGCCGGAGAAUGGAUCUCACAUCAUGCUGUAUGCAGAGUUACUGCUGCACGUGCGCACCAUCACGCUGUUUGCGAGCUUGCGCAGCAACCACAUGAGGGGAACCAAGGUGCUGCUCAACGCAGCCGGCAACGUGAUUACGGUGUCGCAUGAGGGGUACAGUGCGACUAUACGACUCCCAGUCAAGGUCGACGGCAAAGGCGAUGCUGCGCUCGAGUUGCCCGCGCAGCCGCCGAGCAAAGAGCUGACGCUGCGGCUGCAGCUGGAAGAGCAGGAUGACAGCGACAUGCUGGGGCUUAUGGCCGAGUCGCGUAAAGCGAAUAUCGUGCCUUGGGACGGCGUGGCGCUGAGCAAGCAAGACGGCAUCGAGCUUAGGUGCAAGAACUGCGAGGGUGUGUUGCUAGAGAGGGGUGCAGUAAGAGAAUGGAAAGACCUGCCGAAUGAGAAUUGGGCGGAGAUGAUGGACUUCUGGCAUUGCCACAAGCCCGAUGAGCAUCAUCUGCAUGAUCAUACACACGAGGUUGGCGGACAAAAAGGGUACGCUGCGGGGAAUCGCCUGCAGGCAGCACAAGGGGUGGGGUUUGUGGACCUCACAGGCUUUCUGCUGAAGACACAGGACUGCGUGGGCGCAAAGGUUUCUUCUGAAGAAGCACUAUCAGAUGUAGCCGUCACAUGCAAACAUUGCGGACACACGCUCGGCAAGCAAGACACAGCAGCAGACGGCUGGCGGAUAUGGAAAUGGUGUCUCAGUAUCUCGUCCGGCCUAACAGCCUCGCCCUCAUACAGCACAUACAGUGUCCAGAAGUGGAUAUCUGCGCGGCUGCUGUACCUUAUCGACAACGUCGGCGUGCGCAAAUUCCACAUUCACCAUCCACCAUCUCCCACUGUAUCAACGGCAGCAGCCACAUCGCCUUCCCCAACGCCUUCCAUUCUCGUUUGGGUCUUCACCCCAGAUCUCAUGUUCUCGUCUUCGAUCGUACGCCCACAUCGCACAGACCCAACCAGGGCGAUCAAGUGCUUCUUUCAAAAGCAGACCUGGGCACCAUUGCAGCCUGGCGAGCCAGAGAGCGCAACAAUUGAAGAUGUGGAAUUUCCAGCAGAACUGUAUGAAGAGUUGGAAAAGAGUCUGGAUGAGAGCCAGGAUGUGGUGCCGCCGACAGCAAGAAAGUUCCAAGGAUGGGAUGUAGGGUUGUUGGAGAGGUUCGAUGUUGGCGAGGAGGUGCUAGAGGAACAGGAUGGAGCAGCUGAGGCGAUGGAAGGGGUGGAAGGACUAGGGCUGGGUGACGAGAGAGAGAGGAGAGGCAGAGAGUUGCGGCGGUCACUGUCACAAGAGUCCCUUGACUGA
Boeremia exigua is the source of this 1494-nucleotide messenger RNA. RefSeq names its product HECT-like ubiquitin-conjugating enzyme-binding-domain-containing protein. Gene Ontology annotation, molecular function: cyclin binding; ubiquitin conjugating enzyme binding; ubiquitin protein ligase activity. Gene Ontology annotation, cellular component: cytosol; ubiquitin ligase complex; nucleus. NCBI's taxonomy places the organism in Eukaryota, Fungi, Ascomycota, Dothideomycetes, Pleosporales, Didymellaceae. The record is from RefSeq and is a predicted model, not a curated record. The transcript is spliced from 3 exons. Gene Ontology annotation, biological process: protein monoubiquitination; protein polyubiquitination; protein autoubiquitination. Bases 1 to 1494 code for a protein of 497 amino acids.